This is a messenger RNA of Postia placenta MAD-698-R-SB12, 450 nucleotides long. RefSeq lists its product as hypothetical. The record is from RefSeq and is a predicted model, not a curated record. The transcript is spliced from 2 exons. The annotation marks the transcript as partial. Lineage: Eukaryota; Fungi; Basidiomycota; Agaricomycetes; Polyporales; Adustoporiaceae.
UUGAUACUUUACGAUUAUCUCCUCACUCUCUCGCGUGAAGUCGAGCUGGUCUGGCACUCGCAAAGGUCGCCUGCUAAAUACACAUUCUUCUACAAUCGGUAUUGUGUGCUAUUGUGGGCAUUUUACGUAGUCAUCAGCUUACUACGGUCAUCUCAAACAGUACUCUCUUCGUGUUUUGACAUAUCUUUCUUUGCCACAUGGGCUGGUACGUGCAACCAUCGCAUGACGCCAAGGCGAUAUGUAACUGAUGGGCAUUCAUCAGUAUUCUCCGCACUUCGAGUCUGGGCUAUCAGCGGGCGCGACUGGCGUCCAACAAGCCUCACUCUUGCUUUAGGAUUGGUACCCGUUGCCACAAAUAUGGUGCAUCUCAAUUCACUACAAGUGUCGUAUGCGGCUCAUUUUGCAUAUGCAAGCUCAACUACAUCCGGUCCAAGGCAGCAUAUGGCGUAG